CACCCUCACUCCCGACAGGGCUGAUAUAAAAAGCCGACAAGGAAGAGCUUUCCUUCAUUGUAAUUCAAUCCUGAGUCGUGUCGGGUUGUUUCAUUAUUCCAUCUACUCACCGUUCUCCAUUUCACACAAAUUCGUUUCAACAAUAUGCCGAUCGACCUGUACUACUUGGAGGCCAGCGCCCCUUGCCGCUCCGUCAUGAUGACGGCCAAAAUGGUCGGCGUUGAACUCAACUUGAAGAAAACGGAUGUGAUGGCCGGAGACAACAUGAAGCCCGAAUACAUCAAGAUGAAUCCGCAACACAACAUCCCCACCAUCGACGACGAUGGCUUUUACCUGAACGAAAGCAGAGCUAUUUGCGCAUAUCUGGUCAACAAGUACGCAAAGGACGACACUCUCUACCCAAAAGAUCCCAAAGUUCGUGCCUUGGUCGACCAACGUCUCUACUUUGACAUGGGCGUAUUCUACCAUCGUUUCGGUCUAGUCUACUAUCCGGUCAUGCUCAAAGGAGCCACCAAGAUUGAUGAAAGCGCCAUGAAGGAUUUGGAGGGCGCACUUGAUUUCCUGGAAACUUUCCUGGGCCAAAAUAAGUAUGCAGCAUGCGAUCACUUGACGAUCGCCGACCUUUCGUUGGUAGCCUCGGCUUCCACCUUUUUGGCUACUAACAAGACCAUCUUCGACAAACAUCCCAAGAUUCAGAGCUGGUUGGAAACUUGCAAGGCCGAGAUCACAGACUACGAAGAUACCAACAACCGUGGAGCUGAAGCCUUUGGACAGUGGGCCGGAGCUGCUCUUUCCAAGUUGGAAUCUGCAUAAAUCUAAAGCAUUUGAAAGAAAAAUACUGCCUACUAUUACAAAAUGUUAAUUUUUGGAUACAAGUUUAUAAUACAAAAAAUUUAUCAGCAUUUCAUACUUACCAUUUCUUUUAAAAUUUCAAUUCAAGUCACCAACUAAAAGUUUACAAUUUUAUUAAAUUCUGAAAAAAAACGUAAGUAAUUAAAUUAAAGCUAAUUUUUGAUUUUUUAAAGAAAUAAACAGUCGACAAAAAUGUUGUUGAUCAAUAUUGUACACUGUAUUCUUACUCUCAUUUAUCGAUACCAGAGCAAGGACAAAAACACGGGAAAUUCAUCUAGAUAGUGAUGUUUUCUUAUUAACUUUAAGCUGUUCUCCCAACAUGUCGCCAUGAAACCACAUCUUUACAAUUUUUUUCAAAUGGCUGCAAUGUAUUCCCAGUCCCUUGUUAAAAUUCCUCCUUCCAGCCAGUGCUUCGAAAACACUGCCCCUUAAUUUGCGUAAAUAUUUUAUACUGACCCAGAUUAAUCGAAAGACGGUCAUGUUUGAGGGAUGAUAAUAGAUUUUUGAAACAAGAGUCCAUUUCCGAGUGACAAGAAAGGGGGACAAAAUUGUUAGUAGUCAAUAAUAAUAGAUGUAAUACACGGGAAUGUAGUUGCUCUAUAAAUUACCAUCAGGCACUCGCAUACACUCCCACGCGCCAAUGAAAAUAAUAAAUGACUACUAAUGAUGUAAUUAUAUAAAGGAAACAAUGUACACCCGAAAUACGCGCUUCUUCUGAAAAUGGAAAAUUACUUUUUCCAUUUUAAACUUUUCGUUUUUUCUUUUACUGCACAAGUAAAAUCCCCCCUUCAACUAUCACGAAACAAAUCCAAACUUUUUCUUUCUUUUUUAAAUACAAUGGGUACGGAUGAUCCGACAGUUGAAAAAGGGGGAUUGGGUCCAGUAACUCGGCAGGCGAAGAUCUCAAACAAGUUUGUUUCCAAUUUUUUCAAAUUUGAUUUUUUGAGCAAACAAAAAAAUUAAAAAAAAGUAAACUAAACUAGCCCAACAAAAUUAGAGGGAGAUAAAAUCGCAGAGUAUUAACUACCCCGCAAUCUCCAAACAUCAACAGAAUUUACUCACAAACAUGCAAUAAGUGCGACGGUCGAGUUAUUAUUUUUUUUUAAAUCAUCCUUAAUCUGCAAAUCCGCUUGUCUCAACCGUUUC
Daphnia pulex (common water flea) is the source of this 1998-nucleotide messenger RNA. Its product is annotated as glutathione S-transferase 1-like. Lineage: Eukaryota; Metazoa; Arthropoda; Branchiopoda; Diplostraca; Daphniidae. The transcript is spliced from 4 exons. The record is from RefSeq and is a predicted model, not a curated record. Gene Ontology annotation, biological process: glutathione metabolic process. The coding region runs from base 145 to 813 and encodes 222 amino acids. Gene Ontology annotation, molecular function: glutathione transferase activity.